Ogataea haglerorum is the source of this 213-nucleotide messenger RNA. RefSeq lists its product as uncharacterized. The record is from RefSeq and is a predicted model, not a curated record. Bases 1 to 213 code for a protein of 70 amino acids. The transcript has a single exon. NCBI's taxonomy places the organism in Eukaryota, Fungi, Ascomycota, Pichiomycetes, Pichiales, Pichiaceae.
AUGAUCCCAAGACUCCAAACGACUACCUUUGCCUGUAGCGGCGUGGAAUAUGGGUGCCACAAAUCGAAACCCGUACCUAAGCCCGACUUUGUCGUCUUCCGUGAGUUGAGUAUUUGGAUGGCGUUAUUUCGAUCAGGCUGUCCAUCGCCGGCGAAUCCUCGUGGCCGAAGAGUCUCUCAUAGCAAAGUCGACGUUUCGUUCACCCGUUCGUGA